Morchella importuna is the source of this 420-nucleotide messenger RNA. RefSeq lists its product as uncharacterized. Gene Ontology annotation, cellular component: nucleus. Gene Ontology annotation, biological process: protein K63-linked ubiquitination; DNA damage tolerance. Bases 1 to 420 code for a protein of 139 amino acids. Lineage: Eukaryota; Fungi; Ascomycota; Pezizomycetes; Pezizales; Morchellaceae. The record is from RefSeq and is a predicted model, not a curated record. The transcript has 5 exons.
AUGACUGCCAAAGUCCCCAGGAACUUCCGCCUGCUCGAGGAGCUGGAGAAGGGUGAGAAAGGUCUAGGAGCUGAUGGCUGCUCCUAUGGCCUUGCCGAGGGAGACGAUGUUAUGAUGUCUAACUGGAACGCUACGAUUCUUGGCCCCCCCCAUAGUACCCACGAGAAUCGCAUCUACAGCUUGAAGAUCCACUGCGGCGAUUCCUACCCGGACCAGCCUCCUAUCGUCCACUUCAUUUCCAAAAUAAACCUCCCCGGCGUUGACCAGAAUGAUGGCAGAGUUGAUCUUUCAAAACUUCAACGCGUGAGUCAGUGGGCUAGAAACUUCACCAUGGAGAAGAUCCUUGUAGCUCUUCGAGAGCAUAUGGCCCACCCUAACCACCGGAAGCUCCACCAGCCCCCAGAGGGCAAUACUUACUAA